This is a messenger RNA of Drosophila miranda, 403 nucleotides long. Its product is annotated as neuropeptide-like protein 31. The transcript has a single exon. Bases 49 to 333 code for a protein of 94 amino acids. The record is from RefSeq and is a predicted model, not a curated record. NCBI's taxonomy places the organism in Eukaryota, Metazoa, Arthropoda, Insecta, Diptera, Drosophilidae.
GGAGCCAACGACAGUUUCCAACGAAAAGAUCUAAGCUAAACAAGCAAAAUGAAAGCAGCCAUCGUGUUCGUUGUUGUUAUAUUCGCGCUCCUCAGUGUCCUGGAGGCGGUGCCGGCUCCUCAGUUCGGCUACGGUGGCUUUCCUGGCGGUUAUGGAGGCUACGGAGGCUACGGAGGCGGCUAUCCUGGCGGCUAUGGAGGCUUCGGCGGAGGAUAUCCCGGCUAUGGUGGUGGCUUCUAUCCACGACGCGGCUUCGGCGGCGGUGGUUUCGGAGGUGCCAGUGCCUCAGCAUCGUCAUCCGCAUCGGCCGGCGGCGGCGGCUUCUACGGCUAAACAGCUUUUUUACCUUUAAAGCCUAAUCAAAUUAUUAUUUAUCAUUAAAAGCCAUUCCUGUGACUCCAAA